AUGAGGCCACCUGCCUACCGCUGCGACAACGCCACCUGGGUCGAGCAGGGCUACUCGGCGACGGCGGGCGGACUGCUGUUCAGUGCGGGGCUCCUGGGCAACCUGCUGGCGUUGGGGCUGCUGGCACGCUCGGGGCUGGGGUCCUGCCGGCCGCGGCCCCGGCCCUCGGUCUUCUACGUGCUGGUGUGCGGCCUGACGAUCACCGACCUGCUGGGCAAGUGUCUCCUGAGCCCCGUGGUGCUGACGGCCUACGCGCAGAACCAGACCCUGUCCCGGCUCGCACCGACGCCCAGCAACUGGCUGUGCCAGGCAUUCGCCUUCUUCAUGGCCUUCUUCGGGCUCGCCUCGACGCUGCAGCUCCUGGCCAUGGCGCUGGAGUGCUGGCUUUCCCUGGGACACCCCUUCUUCUACCAACGGCACAUCACCCCGCGCCGGGGCGUGCUCGUGGCGCCGUCUGUGGGCGCCUUCUGCUUGCUCUUUUGCUCGCUUCCCUUCGCGGGCUUCGGGAAGUUCGUGCAAUACUGCCCGGGCACUUGGUGCUUCAUCCAGAUGAUGCACGAGGAGGGCUCGCUGUCCGUGCUGGGCUACUCGGUGCUCUACUCCAGCCUCAUGGCGCUGCUGGUGCUCGCGAUCGUGCUGUGCAAUCUGGGCGCCAUGCGCAACCUCUACACCAUGCACCGGCGCCUGCAGCGGCCCUCGCGCUCCGGCUCGCGGGAGCGAGCGGAGCCCGGCGCCGGCGGCGGGGGCGGCGGCCGGAGGGCGUCCUCACACGCCCUGGAGGAGCUCGACCACCUCCUGCUGCUGGCCCUCAUGACGGCGCUCUUCACCAUGUGCUCCCUGCCUUUAAUUUAUCACUCUUACUACAGAGCAUUCAAAACUCUCAGCCAAGCCCCGGAGGAGCUGGAUGACCUUCGAGCCUUGAGGUUUCUGUCGGUGAUUUCAAUCGUGGAUCCUUGGAUUUUCAUCAUCUUUAGGACUCCAGUAUUCCGGAUGUUCUUCCGAAAGAUUUUCAUAAGACCUCUUAUGUCUAGAAACUGGUACAGCCACUCCUCCCAAACUGACAGGGAAUCCAAUUUGUGACAGAGUUUUACACUC
Messenger RNA from Perognathus longimembris pacificus (Pacific pocket mouse), 1095 nucleotides. It is a transcript of the gene Ptgdr, whose product is annotated as prostaglandin D2 receptor. Gene Ontology annotation, molecular function: prostaglandin D receptor activity. The transcript is spliced from 2 exons. Gene Ontology annotation, biological process: G protein-coupled receptor signaling pathway; inflammatory response; positive regulation of cytosolic calcium ion concentration. Gene Ontology annotation, cellular component: plasma membrane. NCBI's taxonomy places the organism in Eukaryota, Metazoa, Chordata, Mammalia, Rodentia, Heteromyidae. The record is from RefSeq and is a predicted model, not a curated record. The coding region runs from base 1 to 1080 and encodes 359 amino acids.